Molecule: messenger RNA, 3543 nt
Organism: Cryptomeria japonica (Japanese cedar)
Lineage: Eukaryota; Viridiplantae; Streptophyta; Pinopsida; Cupressales; Cupressaceae
Exons: 1
Coding region: 1-3543 (1180 amino acids)
Molecular function (GO): nucleic acid binding; RNA-DNA hybrid ribonuclease activity
Source: RefSeq, a predicted model, not a curated record
AUGUGGUUGCGUGAUCCGUCUUUAGGUGAUCUUGUGGCUCAAUGGUGGCGGGAUGGCGCCCCUGCCUAUGGUACAGCUAUGUAUUCUCUGGUUAAGAAGUUGCAAUAUGUUAAGUUUCAUCUUAAGCGAUGGAAUAGGUUGAGUUUUGGUAAUUUUCGAGCUAGGAAAAGAGAAGCGUUGGACCGCCUUGCUGUGAUUACCCGUCAGAUUCGGGAUUUGGGCUUCUCGGAGGCUCUUGGGCAUGCUGAAUCCCAGGCUCUGAAAUUGGUGGAAGAGUGGGAGCUCCGUGAAGAGAUUUUCUGGAAACAAAAGGCUAGGAUUGAUUGGCUUCAAGAGGGUGAUCGGAAUACGGCCUUUUUCCAUUAUUCUGUGCAAGCUCGUCGAAAUAAGUGCUUUAUCUCUUCUCUUGUUAACUCUGAGGGUAUUUCAAUCUCUGCUCAACAUGCUCUAUCUAGAGAGGCUCGUCAGUACUACUCUAAUCUUUUCACUGAGGAUUCUGUACCUGCUGAGGCUGAUGAAAAUAGAGUCCUGGCUUGUAUUCCUUCUUUAAUUUCUAAUGAGGUGAAUGCUUCUCUUAUUCGCCCGGUGACUCUGUCUGAAGUGGAGGAGGUGGUGUUUGGGAUGAACAAAGGGAAAGCCCCUGGCCCUGAUGGGUUCCCAGUUGAGUUUUUCCAGGAGUUUUGGGAUAUUGUGAAGCAGGAUUUGUUAGAGGUGGUUUGUGAGUCUCUUCAUAGUAAGCAGAUGCUUCGCGCCUUGAAUGCUACUUUUCUGGUUCUCAUUCCUAAGAAGGAAGGUGCUGACAAACUUGAUCUCUUUAGACCUAUUGCACUCUGUAAUGUGGCGCAUAAGAUUAUUACGAAGUUGAUGGCUGAGAGACUCAAAUCUUGUUUGGCAAUGAUUAUUUCUGAGGAGCAAGGCGGCUUUGUGGCUGGGCGGCAAAUUCUGGAUGGGGUGGUGGUUGCGUCUGAAGCCAUUCAUUCCAUGGCUACUUCUCAGGAGAGGUCUAUGUUUAUCAAGUUGGAUAUGGCCAAAGCCUAUGACAGAGUUAAAUGGAGUUUUCUUCAGAAGAUUCUGUUGGCCUUUGGUUUUUCCUCUGAUUGGGUGAGUUGGGUGUUGAGUUGUGUGACUUCUUCCUCCUUUUCGGUUAUUAUGAAUGGGGAGCCUUAUGAGCUUUUUGGGGCUACUAGGGGUCUUCGUCAGGGGGAUCCGCUCUCUCCUUAUUUGUUUAUUAUUCUGGCUGAGGGGCUUGGCCGUCUUCUUAAAUCUCAGGUUUCUCAUGGCUUGAUUCAUGGUUGGCAGUGGGGGAUGGGCUUGCCUACACUUUCUCAUCUCCAAUUCAUGGAUGAUACCUCUCUUAUGGGUCUGGCUCGUAUUAGGGAGGCUGAUUCCUUCAGGAAAACUUUGGACAUCUACCUUGCGGCUUCGGGCCAGAGAGUCAAUGAGCAAAAGUCUUCUAUUUUCUUCUUUAAUACUCCUCAAGCUAUCCAGCAUAGGAUUGCUGCCAUUCUGCGGUUUCAAAUUGGAACUCUUCCCUUUGUUUAUUUGGGUAUUCCUCUUACUGUUGGCCGUCUACCCAGAUCUUCUUGGCAGCAGUUGCUUGAUAAGCUUAGGAGAAAGGUUUCUCAUUGGACCCAUCGUUGGUUGUCUUCUGCAGCUAGAUUGACUCUUCUUAAGUCUGUCAUCCAGGCCCUUCCCAUCUACAGGUGCUUUGUUCAAGCGGCUCCUAUGUAUUUCCUUAAGGAAUUUGAUGCUCUUUCUCAUCAAUUUCUUUGGAGCGGUAAUUUAUUGUCUUCAAAAUGGAGCCUUGUUAAGUGGGAAUCAGUGUGUAGACCUAAGCAGGAAGGGGGUCUUGGUUUACGCUCUGCUAUUUUGAAUGGAAAAGCUCUUGCUGCUAAGCUUUACUGGCGCUGGUGCACCCAUCAGCACCAGUUAUGGGCUCGUAUUCUCAACCUUAAAUAUCUUCGGGGUGUUGCUUCUUUUGAGGUCCCUCGCUAUCCUCUGGAGGGGGGUGGUUCUAUGAUCUGGCAUACUUUGAAAGUGGGGGCGCAAUUGAUUAAGGAUGCUCUUUUUUGGAUCUGUCAUUCGGGUUCACAGGCUCUUUUUUGGUUAGAUUCCUGGGAUGGUCACCCUCCUAUUCUUUCUUCUUUUCCUCAUCUCCAGCCUCUGUCUGAGGUUUUUAGCGCAGCUGGCUGGGAUACUGUGGAGCAUUAUAAGGUGGCACAACAUGAUGGUUUGGUUCUUCGGUUUCGUUGGAAGCACCCUUCUGAGUGGCCUCCAGGAGGGUCUGAGGGGGAUAGGCGUGAGCUUUCCCAACUUUUGGCUUCCCGUGCUUGUAAUUCUUUGAGAGGAACUGAUGUUUUGGCUUGGGAUGGUUCAGACUUGUCUGGAAAGUACUCUGUGGUUGCUGGUUAUAAACAGAUUGGUAGGCAGUUGUUUGGGGACAUUGAGGUCCCUUGGUGGAAGCAUGUUUGGCACAAGUUGUCAUGGCCCAAGUGCAACUUCUUUAUGUGGUUAGUGGCCCAAAAUCGGUGUCUCACUUGGGAUAAUUUAUGUAAGCGUGGUUUUCAAGGCCCUUCUAUGUGUGUUUUGUGUCAAGGUUGUGAAGAGAGUGUAUCCCAUAUCUUCUUCCAAUGCUCCUAUGCUAGGGAGAUUUGGCACUUCUGGUGGGGAGUGUGGAAUACGACCUGCUGGCAUGUUUCCUCUUUGGUGGAAUUUUGGGAACGAUGGGGAAGGGCCCCUGUUUCUACUUCCUUUCUCCAGGCUGCUUGGGCCAUUGGGCCUUCCUUUAUUAUCUGGAAUCUUUGGUUGGAGAGGAAUAGGCGGAUCUUUCAAGAAUUGCAGUUGAUGGCUCCUCACCUUUGGAGGAAAAUUUUACACUCCUUAGGGGAAACUAUUGUGGCUAAGUGUGAUAUGACUAUGCGGGUGGACCCUCGGGAUGUUGAUUGUUGUAAUCGCCUUCAUCUUCCUCCUUCGCAACGACAACUCAUGCGUAACAGGUGUAGGCAUCCUACCCCAAAGGUGAAUAGGGAGGGAAAAUGGUGCCCUCCUCCCUUGGGAGUCCUAAAAAUCAACUCGGAUGGCUCUUCUCGUGGUAAUCCUGGUCAUGCUGGCAUUGGAGGUGUGGGCCGUGAUAGCUCAGGGGAUGUUCAGUUUAUUUUCUCUGAGUAUAAGGGUCUUCAUACGAAUAAUCUUAUGGAGGCUCAGGCUAUUUUAGUGGCUAUGGAGCGGGCCAAUCAGUUGGGUUGGCGAAGGAUCAUAUGUGAGUCUGACUCCCAGGUUGUGGUGAACUUACUGAAAAGGCAGUAUAUGGAUAAUGUGAGCUGGCAGCUGGCCGUGAUUGUUGAACAAAUUCUCACUCUCUGUGCAUCUCUGGAGAAUGUUACUUUCAACCAUAUUCCCCAUGAAUGGAAUGGUGUGGCUGAUUGCUUGGCUAAAUGGGCUUCCGAUCAUAUGCAUGAUUGGAAUUUGGUGGAUCGGGGCCAUCUGCCCCCGGAUUUGUCUCAUCAAUUGGAUCACUUGGUUGAUCUUGAUAGGGCCAUUUAA